AUGUCAAGGUGGUGGAACUCGAAUUCGGAAUUUGCGGUAGACGUAGAGAAGGCUACUUCAGAAACGCUUCCGGCUGGAGCUGAAGAAAUUGCUUUAAAUUUGGAUAUUUCUGACAAAAUUCGAAGCAAGUCAAUUGACGCUAAAGCAGCCAUGCGUAUUCUAAAAUCACGAAUUGAUCAUUCCAAUCCAAACGUUCAGCUGUUGGCACUAAAGCUUUGUGAUACAUGCUUAAAAAACGGCGGCUCCUCUUUUGUAAAUGAAGUCGCUUCCAGAGAAUUUAUGGAUAAUUUGGUCUCCAUCCUUCGCUCCCCAUCCGGAGUCGAUGAAGAAGUCGAACGGGCUAUUCUUUUCUACAUACAGUCUUGGGCACUUGCAGUCCCUGAGAAAAAUUUUAGCAUGCGGUACAUCGUGGACGUAUACGAGCAACUACAAGAAGAUAAGUAUUCGUUUCCCGAGCCGCCGCAAGCUAUUUCCAGUAGCUUUCUCGAUACGUCUACCCCUCCGGAAUGGACCGAUAGUCAAGUGUGUUUGCGGUGCCGUACUACUUUUACCUUCACAAAUAGAAAACAUCAUUGCAGAAACUGUGGUGGUAUCUUCUGCAAUGAAUGUUCUUCAAAGACAGUGGUCUUACCCCAGCUUGGUAUAAAUGUUCCUGUCCGGGUUUGCGAAUCUUGUUUUUCUUUGAAGAAUAGGCCUACUGAACAAGCAAAGCCUUCAAGGGAAAGAGGUUCAAACGUUGAUCGCGAAGGUGUAUCUCGCAAGUCAAAGAAAUCCCAGCCCAAGACGCAGUCUUCUGCGCCGAACAAAGAAGAUGAAGAUUUAAAGAGAGCUAUUCAGCUAUCUCUAAAAGAAUCAGAAACAAAUCCAGGAAGAUCUUCCGCUUUCGAAACGAAACCUCCAAAAACAGACUCCUAUGUCCGUGGCCCUCCAGAAGAUGAAGAUGAAGAAUUAAAACGAGCCAUAGAAAUUAGCCUUCAGGAAGCAAAAGCUACAAACGUUCCAAAACAACAAAAAGAGGUUAAUAUUCCUUCACAAACAAACAGUCUACCAUACAGUUAUCCUACUAUACCUUCCCACACCGUUUCUACCACUUUACGUGGCUCCCCAUUCACUUCCCCAAGUAAGCCUCAAGGAUCUACCACGAUGAUCUCCAAUGCCGACGCUGACAAUAUUACACUAUAUGCUACACUCGUGGAAAAAUUGAAGAAGUCUCCUCCCGGUUCAAUUUUUACGGAAUAUCAAUUACAAGAGUUACAUGAGAAUAUGGGUUAUAUGAGAACAACGAUGAUGAGGUCUUUAGGCGAAACUAUAAGCAAAUACAACAAACUGCUGCAGGCUUUUCAAAAGCUUCAAACGUGCAUGCGCUUAAACGACGCUCUGCUCGACCAAAGGCUUUCAUCCGCUUAUCGCCUUCAUCCUUCUGGUCCUUCCUUUGACCUACCUCAAAGUAUACUGAGUUCUUCUAGGAAUGAGGUACCUUUCAAGGCUGAUCAGUCAAUACCCUGUCCUCUUCCUCAAAAUCCUUCAGUACCAAAGACAGUUGUGGAUGAAGAUGCGCCAAAGGAUAUAUCAAAUGAAACAAGAACGUCUGUACCAUCUCCUGAACCAAUUUCUAAUUACUACGAGUUAGAUACUGAUGUUCCGACGGAGAAGAUGGAGAACAUAAAAUUACAUGAACCAAAGCAAGAGGAAAACAAUGGACAUGAAAACAUUGAUGAUGCUAUCAACUAUUAUAAUGUUGAACCAGUUGAUUCUUUUGAGGAUGACAUUACUUCCCAUGAUCAAAAACGGAAUGAUAGCAAAGUUUCUGACGAAAAAAACGAUGAUGAUAAUGGAAUACAUGUUCAAGAAGCAAGCCUGAUUGAACUGUAA
Schizosaccharomyces osmophilus is the source of this 1872-nucleotide messenger RNA. It is a transcript of the gene sst4, whose product is annotated as sorting receptor for ubiquitinated membrane protein, ESCRT 0 complex subunit Sst4. The transcript has a single exon. The coding region runs from base 1 to 1872 and encodes 623 amino acids. The record is from RefSeq and is a predicted model, not a curated record. Gene Ontology annotation, biological process: protein transport to vacuole involved in ubiquitin-dependent protein catabolic process via the multivesicular body sorting pathway; protein targeting to vacuole. Gene Ontology annotation, molecular function: ubiquitin binding; metal ion binding; phosphatidylinositol-3-phosphate binding. Gene Ontology annotation, cellular component: ESCRT-0 complex. NCBI's taxonomy places the organism in Eukaryota, Fungi, Ascomycota, Schizosaccharomycetes, Schizosaccharomycetales, Schizosaccharomycetaceae.